AUGCCACGCCAGCCUCGCCGCGAAGAGUACACUGUAGGAUGGGUAUGCGCACUGCCCAUCGAGUCCGCAGCAGCGAAGCUUAUGCUGGACGAAGAGUAUGACCCUCCUCUUCUCGAACCAGGCGAGACGUGUGAUGAUGUAUACUCCACGGGGUCGAUCGCCGGCCACAACGUUGUCAUCGCUUGCCUCGAAUCAGGACGUACUGGGACGAAUUCCGCAGCAACGUUAGCCACACGAAUGCAAGCAAUGUUUAAAGGAAUUCGAUUUGGGCUCAUGGUAGGAAUUGGUGGGGGUGUACCAAGCGAGCAAAAAGAUAUCCGGCUUGGAGAGGUGGUUGUCAGUGUGCCGGGGGGUACCUUUGCAGGGGUGGUGCAAUACGAUAUGGGGAAGACAACACCAGGAAACAACAUCAGAACAGGAAACUUAAACUCGCCACCGAGAGUUUUGCUUAGUGCAGUAAACGUGCUGAAAACCGACGCCUUGCUAGGCAGGAGCAAGCUGCUCAACAUACUCUCAAAAACCCAGGAUAUCCCUUCCUUGCGGCGGUGCGAAUCCAGUACAGAUGUGCUGUACGACGCGUCCUACAAUCACGGAAACGAUUCAACUUGUGAGAAUUGUCGUUCCGAUAAACAAUUGGUCCGCUACCAACGCAGAAGGGGAGAAGAAGUGGUAGUGCAUCACGGAACCAUCGCAUCAGGCAACCAAGUGAUGAAGAGCGCUGCUGAAAGGGACAAGAUUAGCCAAAAACUCGGCGGUGUUCUAUGCUUCGAGAUGGAGGCAGCCGGUCUUAUGAACAGCUUUCCCUGCCUUGUCAUCCGUGGCAUCAGCGAUUAUGCAGAUUCUCAUAAAAACGAUCAAUGGCAAGGUUACGCAGCGGCAACUGCAGCUGCCUAUGCUAGAGAGCUUCUCUUGAAGAUUCAACCAACUCGGGUGAUGGAAACUGCUAGGGUAGAAGACGUGAUUAACGACCCGAGGAGUUAG
Messenger RNA from Bipolaris oryzae ATCC 44560, 981 nucleotides. RefSeq lists its product as uncharacterized. Bases 1 to 981 code for a protein of 326 amino acids. Lineage: Eukaryota; Fungi; Ascomycota; Dothideomycetes; Pleosporales; Pleosporaceae. Gene Ontology annotation, biological process: nucleoside metabolic process. The record is from RefSeq and is a predicted model, not a curated record. Gene Ontology annotation, molecular function: catalytic activity. The transcript has a single exon.